CGGGUAUUGGUCAAUAAUUCAUAUGUGGAGAAACAGUAGAGGGCCUGCUUCCUCUGGGACAUUAUCCAAGCCCUCUGUAAUCUACAGUGCUAGCAUUCUUCCACCUCUAGGUCUCACCUCUUAGCCGCUGUGACCCAAUCAUCACCUUUGUGGAAUGUUUAGUCUUGAGGUGCUUUUCGUUUCAGGUCAGGGAAAUGGAGCAUUGACCAGAUCAGUCAGAGUACAGACCCGGCUCUCCUGGGUCAGCAGAAGACCACUAGGCCCAGGGAAUGAGUUUCCAUUGCGUCCCUGUCUCUUCAGGUUGCUCGGCGUUGGGGUAUCCAGAAGAACCGGCCAGCCAUGAACUACGACAAGCUCAGCCGCUCUCUACGCUAUUACUAUGAGAAGGGCAUCAUGCAGAAGGUGGCCGGGGAGCGAUACGUCUACAAGUUUGUCUGUGACCCGGAUGCCCUUUUCUCCAUGGCCUUCCCUGACAACCAGCGCCCGUUCCUGAAAGCAGAGUCCGAGUGCCACCUCAACGAGGAGGACACCCUGCCGCUGACCCACUUUGAAGACAACCCUGCUUACCUCCUGGACAUGGAUCGCUGCAGCAGCCUCCCCUAUGCUGAAGGCUUUGCUUACUAAGUUUCUGAAUGGUUGAGUGGCCAAACCCUAGAGCUAGCAGUUCCCAUUCAGG
Molecule: messenger RNA, 676 nt
Organism: Myotis daubentonii (Daubenton's bat)
Lineage: Eukaryota; Metazoa; Chordata; Mammalia; Chiroptera; Vespertilionidae
Gene: ETV5
Product: ETS translocation variant 5-like
Exons: 2
Coding region: 340-624 (94 amino acids)
Biological process (GO): cell differentiation; regulation of transcription by RNA polymerase II
Cellular component (GO): nucleus
Molecular function (GO): sequence-specific DNA binding; DNA-binding transcription factor activity, RNA polymerase II-specific
Source: RefSeq, a predicted model, not a curated record